AUGGCACGACCUCUGAAGCUGGCAGUGAUCGGAGCCGGGGUUGCCGGCCUAACCACGGCCUGCGAACUGAAAUCAGAAGGCCAUCAAGUGGUGGUCUAUGAAAAAGCAGACCAAAUUGGUGGGAUGUGGGUGUACAAUCCUGAAGUCGAGACCGACCCUCUAGGCCUUGAUCCUGGCAGAAAAAUUGUUCACAGCAGUCUAUACCAUUCACUCAAGACAAACCUCCCAAGACCGCUUAUGAGAUUUUGGGAUUACCCCUUCACUGUCAAGAAUAAAGACGGCGUGCUAAUGGAUUUUCCUGGCCAUGAAGAGGUGCUGCAGUUCUUGAAUAAUUUUGCAGAAGAUUUCGGGCUGGUCGAGUUAAUUCGGCUGAAUACAGAAGUAGUCCGAGUCGAGCAGGAGAAUGAUGAUCAGUGGGUGGUUGAGUCGAGAUCAAAUGGUGGGUUGAUUUCAGAAGAGCCAUUCGAAGCCGUUGUGGUUUGUAAUGGACAUAACACUCAACCAAGAGUGGCAGAACUUCCAGGAAUCAAUAACUGGAAGGGGAAACAAAUUCACUGCCACAAUUAUCGAGUUCCUGAGCCAUUUAGAGAUCAGGUUGUGGUUAUUAUUGGAGGCGCAGCUAGUGCCAAUGAUAUCUCCCUAGAAAUUGUGGAGGUAGCCAAAGAAGUACAUCUCUCUUCCAGGUCCCAAGAAAUUGAAGUCAAAAAAUGGGACAUGUAUGACAACCUAUGGCAGCACUCAAAAGUCACAAAUUGCCAUGAAAAUGGUGAAAUAGCUUUUGAGGAUGGAGCUCUGGUCACAGCAGAUAUCAUUCUCCACUGCACUGGGUACAAGUAUAAUUUGCCUUUCUUGAAAACAAAUGGAGUAAUAACUAUUGAUGAUGACAAUCGCGUUGGACCGUUGUACAAGCAUGUUUUCCCUCCACAACUUGCUCCUAGGCUUUCUUUUGUUGGAAUACCUCGCGUGGCAAUCAAUUUUGUCAUGAUUGAUUUACAAGCCAAGUGGGUGGCUUCUGUUUUAUCUGGUAAGGUGAGCUUGCCAUCAGAAGAAGAUAUGUCAGCUGAUCUUGAACAAUGUUACCGGCUUUUGGAGGAGAAGGGAAUCCCAAAACACCACACUCAUUCACUUGACCUUAAUAUGCAUGAAUACUUGGACUGGGUAGCUGCUCAAGUAGGACUACCGCCCGUGGAUAAGCGGCAAAAAGAAAUAUUCUACAAGAUUAGAGAAAUUCUUCCCACUUCUUGGAUUGGAUUUAGGGAAAUGCUCCUUAAACAACUGCCAUGGAUCAGCCGUAUUUCGUAG
This is a messenger RNA of Coffea eugenioides, 1302 nucleotides long. RefSeq names its product flavin-containing monooxygenase FMO GS-OX5-like. The transcript has 7 exons. The record is from RefSeq and is a predicted model, not a curated record. NCBI's taxonomy places the organism in Eukaryota, Viridiplantae, Streptophyta, Magnoliopsida, Gentianales, Rubiaceae. Bases 1 to 1302 code for a protein of 433 amino acids. Gene Ontology annotation, molecular function: flavin adenine dinucleotide binding; NADP binding; N,N-dimethylaniline monooxygenase activity.